Molecule: messenger RNA, 1583 nt
Organism: Phragmites australis (common reed)
Lineage: Eukaryota; Viridiplantae; Streptophyta; Magnoliopsida; Poales; Poaceae
Product: F-box protein At5g50450-like
Exons: 3
Coding region: 272-1441 (389 amino acids)
Molecular function (GO): protein binding
Source: RefSeq, a predicted model, not a curated record
CAACCCCUCCUCCGGUCAGCCUCCCUGUUGACCGCGCCACCCCCGUCGCAACGGAACGGCCACCUCUCCUCUCUUGCUCUCUCCUCGCAGCCACGCACCCCACGACCCUGUCCUACACUCCUGCUCCUAUAUAUAAUUCUCCUCCUCUCCCUUCCUCGCCAUUACGGACACGGCCACGCACACACCCUCUUUCUCUCUCUCCUCACCAAAGGACUGCAACUGCUCACGGCUCGCCACAAAAGAACGUACGGACAACGCAUCCAGGGAGGCUAUGAGGACGAGGCGCGGCGCGUGCUACCCCUGCCACUCGGCAGCGGCGGGCGAGGGGCCAGAGGUGCACCGCCGGAAGAGGCGCCGGACGGCGGCCGGCGCUCCCGCGGGGUUCGGUGUCCUCGGAGACAUGUUUGAGGAGCUCCCUGACGAUCUUGUGGUGUCCAUACUGGCCGACGUCGCGGCGUCCGCCGGCUCGCCAGCCGACCUCGCCGGCGCCAUGCUCACGUGCAAGCGAUUCAGGGAACUUGGGCAGAGCAGGGUGGUGCUCGCCAGGGCGUCGCCGCGGUGCGUCGCCGUGCCGGCAAAAGCCUGGUCGGACGAGGCUCACCGGUUCUUGCAGCGCUGUGCGGAUGCCGGCAACCUCGAAGCCUGCUACCUCCUUGGCAUGAUCCGGUUCUACUGCCUGGGGAGCCGUGGGUCCGGGGCGGCGCUGAUGGCGGCGGCGGCAGUGGGCGGCCACCGGGAGGCGCUGUAUUCGCUGGCCGUCAUCCAGUUCAACGGCAGCGGCGGCAGCAAGGACGACCGCGACCUCCGCGCGGGCGCGGCGCUGUGUGCGCGCGCGGCGUCGCUGGGCCACGUGGACGCGCUCCGCGAGCUUGGGCACUGCCUUCAAGACGGCUACGGCGUGCUCCGCUCCGUGCUGGACGGGCGCCGCCUCCUCAUCCAGGCCAACGCCCGCGAGCUUGCCGCCGCGGUCACUGCGUCGGCCUCGCUGCUCCGCGCCGGCACCGGAAACAACGGAGGCAAGGCGUCGCGGCGCCACUCGUGCCUGCUCAGCGACUUCGGGUGCCGCGCUGCGGCCGCGGCGGCGGGCGAGACGCACGCGGCCAACCGGUUCCUGGUGGACUGGUUCGCGUCGCGGCCUCUAGCAGCCUCCGCCGUCGGAGCUGUGGCCGGGACCCCCUCAGCGGCGGAAGACGACGGCGCCGGCGCCGGCGACCUGCGGCUGUGCUCGCACGCGCUGUGCGGGCGCCCGGAGACGCGGCGGCACGAGUUCCGGCGGUGUUCGGUGUGCGGCGUGGUGAACUACUGCUCGCGCGCGUGCCAGGCGCUGCACUGGAAGAUGGCGCACAAGGCGGAGUGCACGCCCAUGGAAAGGUGGCUCGACGCCGCCGCCAACGCCAAUGCCGCUGCGGGGGACGUCGCCGUGGCAGCCCCGGCGCCGUGACGCCCUGUGCCUGCGUCAGUUUUUCAUGUCACCUAGCGACAUCAGUUUUUACCCUCCCCGGCCCGCGUCCGGCCGUUCUUUUCUUCCUCUCGUUUUCGGCCCGCUUCUGUACAUGGUUUGGCUGGCAUGCCGAGGUACUCUA